This is a messenger RNA of Lampris incognitus (smalleye Pacific opah), 2952 nucleotides long. It is a transcript of the gene paip2b, whose product is annotated as poly(A) binding protein interacting protein 2B. The record is from RefSeq and is a predicted model, not a curated record. Gene Ontology annotation, molecular function: mRNA regulatory element binding translation repressor activity. The transcript is spliced from 4 exons. NCBI's taxonomy places the organism in Eukaryota, Metazoa, Chordata, Actinopteri, Lampriformes, Lampridae. Gene Ontology annotation, cellular component: cytoplasm. The coding region runs from base 238 to 654 and encodes 138 amino acids. Gene Ontology annotation, biological process: negative regulation of translational initiation.
CAAGGUGGCUAUCGGGAUUUAGCUCGUUGGGCUACGUAACGUAGCGUCGUAGAGCGCGACGCGGAGAGCGAGGAGAUAACCUACAUCGGGGGGGGGGAAGACGGACGCAGGAGCGCAACACUCGCCGCCGAAAUAAGUUUGUUUUUUUUUGUCGUCCCUCCACCAACACCACCUCCACCUCCACCACCACCCCCCCACGAGUCUAACGUCGCACGUCGAAGAAACGCCGAGGACGCGAUGCCAGAGCCAGCUGAGAUGAGUGGUCCAGAGGUGGCCAAGACACCAGGAGGCGGGGCUCCAGGUGGAAAGGAAGGGAAGGAGCCCGUAGCCAAUGGGCAUGCAGGAGAGGGCAGUGAUUCCAACCCAUUCGCUGAGUACAUGUGGAUGGAGAAUGAGGAAGAGUACAACAGACAGGUGGAAGAGGAGCUGUUGGAGCAGGAGUUCCUGGAGCGCUGCUUCCAGGAAAUGCUGGAGGAGGAGGAUCAGGAUUGGUUCAUCCCAUCGCGUGACCUGAACAACCAGGGGGUGGGGCAGCUGCAGCAGCAGCUGAAUGGCCUGUCCGUCAGCGAUCAUCACAGCAACCUGGAGGAAGUAGCGAGGAAGAGCAUCUUGAAUCCUGAAGCUAAGGAGUUUGUCCCGGGAAAGAAAUACUAGGACUCCCCCUCACCCCCAUGGGGCCUAGAUGCGCGUGCACACACACAUGCGCACACACACACCAGGCCUCAGUUAUUCUCAGAGACUCUAGCGGCCUUGACCGCAAACACACACACAUACACACACACACACACACACACACACACGAUAAGCCAAUAGUGUGCUGGCGGGCCCAAUUGGGGGGUGGGGGGAAUUUUUUUUUUCCUUUAAAGUUUUUAUUUUUGUUUUUCUUCUUGUAAACUGAGGGGCAUCAGCUAACGGGUUGGGAGGGGUGGAAUACCAGCAGCGUCCUAUUGAGGGCGCUAGCGCAUCGUUACGUUUCAGAUUCUAGACGAUAUACAGAGAAUACAGCGGGGUCACUAUACUGUCCCCUCGGAUCAGAGGCAGCUAUCCGAGGAGAGAUGCCGGGACCUAGCAUCAUAUUGAUUUAUACCCCCCCCCCCCAAAAAAAAAAAGUUGACCAUUCAGCCCUUUUUCUUUAAAAAAAAAAAAAAAUACUGUUGAAUUUUGAGGAAAAAAAGGAACAUUGGAACCACAGUUAAUUUGAAGAGAAUGACAUCUUUUUUCCCCUCCCAGGGGGCAGUUUGUGCCGCUGAUGCUCUGUAGGAUCAUAGUCCUGCUCAGCCAGACCUGCUAGCAUCUCCUCCUUUGACAUUAUAAUCGAACGCUCUGUGGAUCUAGAGAUGCAGCAUUUUACUUGUAUAAACAUAUAAACAGAACUAUAUUUGUGCAGCUGUGUUCCAAGCCGAAUCCAUACCCCUGUCCCUCCUACGCCUGUGAGUCCAAGUCAUCCACGUGAAUCUGGGCAGGUGUAGAACAGAAACGGUAAGCUGGAGCUAAUUUCAAGCUUGUGAGAGCAGAGGUGAGAGUCAGCUUCUCGGAAAAGGAUGAAGGCUGGUUCGGUGACUUCGGCUUUUAAUUCCGAAAGGUUUUGCCGUCGUUUAGAAAAUUGGGAAGAAAUGCCCCGAGUCCUCGUUGUUAAUCUCCGACUUGGGAGUUCAAAGCGUUUUCUCUCGCCGUUCGAUUUGUGGGAUGUGGUGAAACACUUGUGCGUUGAGAAGGGAGGGGGGUUAGGGUUUUGGUUUGGAACUCAGCCGCCGUGUGUCCUCUUCCGUUACAACUUGGUUUGUCCAGCAUCAGAUCAAGUAUCCAUAUCAGAAUCAGGUUCUCAAACAGCCUCUCCUCCUCCUCCUCCUCCUCCUUUUUUUUUUUUUUUCCUCCCCCCGGGAUUUUCUUUGUGUCCCUGUUUUUGCAUAUAUAUAUAUUUCUUUGAGGAUGAGGCGUUUUGUGUCUACCGGGUUGCCAUAGACUGUGGUCCAGCAAAUGUCCAUAGACAUUUGGUCCAGCUUUUUUUUUUUUUUUUUUUGGGUGGGUGGGGGGGCAGAAACGAGGAGACGCUGUUACCAUGGUGGGUAGGGGUUGAUCAUGUUACACUUGCAGCUGUGGUGGCGGCGCCUCCUCACCGCCACCCCUCCUCCUUUGAGGGAGUCUUCUUUGUUUUUCGGGGCCCUAAAACACUUGUUUUGGACUCGUUUUCCCUCGAGCAUCUUGUUCUCCGCAUCAUCUCCUCUCCCGUCGUAAACCAGCAGGGCGAAAUCUGGAUUAGUGUGAAGACACUUCUCGGGGUGGUGGGUGGGGGGGUUAUACAACACAGUGAUUGUGAAUUAGCAUCACGAUAUAUUGGUUGAAUUGGACAUUUCAUCCCAGUUGACACUUGUCUUUGCUUUAAAAGGCUGGAAAGUGACAGUAACCAGGGACGAGGUUUGGUUGUGACAUUGAAACAAUGUUCGAUACUUAGUCGAUGUAAUUUUUUUUUUUUCUGUAAUGGUGGGGUAAAAAAAAUGUCACUAGACGUGGAGGGUUGUUGACUGGGAAUAUUGUCCUGUGUUCUCCCUUCAAAGCAAAAUGUAGAAAUCCGAACUUUGGGGAUUUCCAAAAGUAUUUGACUUAGGUGCAUCCCUGUCCACGGUGGUUUCCAUGGUAACUGAGAAACGCCGUGACGGUGGGGUGGAGGCUUGAUGCGAAAACAUUUCCUAAUUCUGUUGGUCAGAACUGAUCUUCCUUCAAGGGCGACGGACCGCAGCCGUUCGAUGGCAGCCUGGUUAAGACAGUAGGAAUGUCCGCCAGGUGGAUUGUACAAGGUGAAAUCAUUUUUGGUGAUUUUGUUUGCGUUAGGUGAUGAAAGGUCGUAAAAGAAAAAGAAAAAAAAAGGUCCAAAUGACACAAAAUUAUCGAUUUAAAUAUCAAGAAAAAAAAUUCACAAAAAAAAAAGAUGAAUAAAGAUGUCAAAGGCAAAUA